CGCCGCGCUCCGCCCGCCGCCCCUCUGCGGCCACGUUGGGGGUGUUCGGGCGUUGCAGCCGCGCUGGGGGUGUGCGAGGGCGUUUUCUGCAAUUUAUUUAAUUUUUUUUUCCUUUCCCUUAAUACUUUUAUUUGUUUAUUUAUUUAUUCGUUAAGCGGCAGUUCCCCGUUGCCCGGCGGCGGGGUGGCGGAGCGGAGGGGUCGGAGGGGAGCAGCGGCCGCCCCAGGUGGUCCCGUUUGCUCCUUGGCCGCAACAUGGCGGGCAGGGAGCCCUUCGCGGCCGUGGUGUCCGCGCUCCGCGGCUGCUACGCCGAGGCCGCCCCGCUGGAGACCUUCAUCCAGCGGCUGGGGGAGAGCGGCGCCGGGGACGCCGAGGUGCUGCGGGGCGACGACACCCCCCGCUACCGGACAUUCGUGGGUCAGUGCCUGGUGUGCGUCCCCCGCGGCGCCCGCCCCAUCCCCCGGCCCUUCACCUUUCAGCAGUUAUCUAGUCAGAAUGAAGUCAUCACAAGAGUUGUGCAGAGACUCUGUGAAAAAGGAAAGAAGAAUGUCCUUGCAUAUGGAUACUCCUUACUGGAUGAAAAUAGUUCUCAUUUCCAAAUCAUGCCAUUAUCAAAUAUAUACAGCUACCUGCCCAAUACUGCCACAGAAACUCUUCGUAUCAGCGGCCUCUGGGAAACACUGUUGAGCAGGAUAGGGGAUGAUGUGAUGAUGUAUUUAUUAGAACACUGUGCAAUCUUUAUGCUGGUUCCCCCUAGUAAUUGUUACCAAGUUUGUGGGCAACCAGUUUAUGAACUUAUCUCACAAAAUGUAGACUCAUUCCCAGUAUUUGUUAAACAAAGAUUCUCAAAGCAUAAGUGUAAUAGCUUGCUUGACUAUGUGCAGAAAAGACUUAGUUUUCAUAGACAGUAUCUUUCAAAGUCACAUAGGUGGCAAUGCAGACAAAGACUUGAAGAUAAUGUCUCCAGCAUGGGAAUUAAAAAAAAUAGCAAGAUGCGAAGCUUAGUAUCCAAUUACCAGUAUUCUGCAAAAGCUGUUUCUAAAGCAAGCAAACAGACCAGGGUGGUCACUGAACAUCUGGGAAAAACAAAUAGCUACAGUUUAUGUUUGUCAUCUACAGCACCAUCUCUAAAAAGGAAGCUUCACAGGGAACAGCUUGAAAUUCCAGCUAAGAGAGCAAAAGUAGAGGAGAAAGUGAGAGACGAAAAGGCUUGUAAUCUUACUUCUCAUGUAAACCAAAGUAGUUCCAAGAGAGAUGAAACUGGGUAUGUAGCCUCACGUCCUGAAAGCCUCAUUAAAAAUAACCACAUUUCUCAAAGAAGUAACAGUGCUGGGCCUUCUUUAGUUCACACAUCUCAUGACAGGAAGAAGUUUGUUACAGGUGGAAGCUCUCUUCUGCAAGGAGUUCAGAGUAACAAACCUUUGAAGUCCAGCAUUGAAAUGCAAGCAGAAUCCCGUAGGAAAGGAGUAGAGAUGCAUAUGUGUGAAUCUCAGGUGAAUUCUGUACAAAUCAAGCCCGUGGAGGGUAAUUCUUCAAAAUGCAGAAGGCGGGAAAGUCCCCUACAUAAUUUGGCAAAGAAGUUACCGAAUAGACUCCUGCGUUCUGCUGUAUACAUUGACAGGAAGUCUCUUCUGUAUUCUCGCAGGAGUUUCCAAGAAUGUUUUCCUAAAUCAUUUUUACUGAAUCGUUUGCAGGGCUGUCAGGCAGGUGGAAGAAGGCUUAUAGAAACUAUAUUCUUAAGCCAAAAUCUGUUGGAGCAAAGGCGUAACCAAAGUCUGCCACAUCACAGCUGGAGAAAGAAGAGGUUGCCCAAACGCUACUGGCAAAUGAGACAUAUAUUUCAGAAACUGUUAAAGAACCAUGGAAAGUGUCCUUACUUAGAUCUCUUGAAAAAAAAUUGCCCCAUUUGGAUAUCUGAAAGUGGGAGAAAAACCAAUGUGCCUCAUCAGGCAGAGGUUCAUGAGCAAGCAGAACAGUUUGGGAAGGAGCCUACUAAAUGUGUGACAAGCAUCAGAUGUGAAUCUGGUCACACUGUUGUAUCAGGCAACUUACGUGCCCCUCUUGCAAAAUCUGUGUGUGGAGAGUUGCAGAGUGAGGAGCAAAACCCAGGAGAGGUGUGUGAUUCAGCCCUCAGGGAGCUCCUCAAGCAGCACAGCAGCCACUGGCAGGUGUACAUGUUUGUGAGGGAAUGCAUGGAGCAGGUUAUCCCUGCUGAGCUUUGGGGUUCAAACCAUAACAAGUGCCGGUUCCUAAAAAAUGUGAAAGCAUUCAUUUCCAGGGGGAAGUUUGCUAAGCUUUCAUUGCAGGAGUUGAUGUGGAAGAUGAGAGUGAAUGACUGCAUGUGGCUUCGUCUAGGCAAAGGUGAUCACUUUGUUCCUGCCGACGAACAUUGUUUCCGUGAAGAACUUUUGGCCAAAUUCCUAUACUGGCUGAUGGAUACGUAUGUUGUUGAGUUGCUCAGAUCGUUUUUCUAUAUCACCGAGACCAUGUUCCAAAAAAACAUGCUUUUCUACUACCGAAAGUUUAUUUGGGGCAAGUUACAGAACAUUGGAAUUAGAAACCAUUUUGCCAGAGUACAUCUACGGCCUUUAUCUUCAAAGGAGAUUGAAGCUGUCCGUCAAAAAAAAUUUGUUCUUAUGGCAUCAAAGCUCCGGUUUAUUCCCAAACUAAAUGGGUUAAGACCCAUAGUAAAAGUGAGCAGUGUUGUUGAAGCACAAGCAUUCAGCAGGGAAAGCAGAGAAAAGAAGAUGAAUCAUUACAACACUCAACUAAAAAAUCUAUUUAGUGUGUUAAAUUAUGAGCGGACUAUAAACACCAGUUUUAUAGGCUCUUCUGUGUUUGGGAAAGAUGAUAUCUACAAGACAUGGAAGCAGUUUGUUAUGAAGGUUCUUGAAUCUGGUGGUGAAAUUCCUCAUUUCUACUGUGUAAAGGCUGAUGUGUCCAGGGCUUACGAUACCAUUCCUCACAAUAAACUUGUGGAAGUGAUUUCGCGGAUCUUAAAGCCUGAGAAAAGAACUGUCUACUGCAUACGGCGCUAUGCUGUGAUUAUGAUUACCACAAGUGGAAAAGCCAGGAGGUUCUAUAGGAGACAUGUUUCUACUUUCAAGGAUUUUAUGCCAGACAUGAAGCAUUUUGUGUCCCAGCUUCAGGAGAGUGCCUCAUUGCAAAAUGCAAUAGUAGUUGAGCAGAGCUUAACUUUUAACGAGACAAGUACCAGCCUGUUUAAUUUUUUUCUUCAAAUGAUACAUAACAACAUCCUGGAGAUUGGGAACAGGUACUACUUACAGUGCUGUGGAAUUCCACAGGGCUCCAUUUUGUCAACCUUACUUUGCAGCUUAUGCUAUGGAGACAUGGAAAACAAAUUGCUCUGUGGAGUGCAGCAGGAUGGAGUCCUAAUACGUCUCAUUGAUGACUUUUUGCUGGUUACACCGCAUUUAUUGCAGGCAAGAACUUUUCUAAGGACUCUAGCAACAGGUAUUCCUGAGUAUGGCUUUUUAAUAAACCCAAAUAAGACAGUCGUGAAUUUUCCUGUUGAUGAUAUCCCAGGAUGUUCCAAAUUUAAACAGCUGCCAAAUUGUCGUUUGAUCCCGUGGUGUGGUUUAUUAUUAGAUAUACAGACACUUGAGGUUUACUGCGAUUACUCCAGUUACACCUUUACUUCUAUCAGAUCAAGUCUUUCCUUCAAUUCAAGUAGAACAGCUGGGAAAAACAUGAAAUACAAACUGAUUGCAGUCCUCAAACUGAAAUGUCAUAGUUUAUUUCUUGAUUUACAGAUCAACAGCCUUAGAACAGUUCUCAUUAACAUCUACAAGAUAUUUUUACUUCAGGCUUACAGGUUCCAUGCCUGUGUUCUCCAACUUCCAUUCAACCAGCAAGUUAGAAAAAAUCCUUAUUUCUUCCUAAGGAUCAUCUCUGAGACUGCGUCAUGCUGCUAUGCUAUCCUGAAAGCAAAAAAUGCAGGGAUUGCUUUAGAUAACAAAGGUGCAUCUGACAUGUUCCCUUCUGAGGCAGCAGAAUGGCUCUGCUACCAUGCCUUCAUUGUCAAACUGUCAAAUCACAAAGUUGUUUACAAAUGCCUGCUAAAGCCCUUAAAAAUCUGUAAGAUGCAACUAUUCAGGAAGAUCUCAAAGGAUACUAUGGCACUACUGAAGACAGUGACAGAACCGUCUCUUUGUCAAGAUUUCAAAGCUAUCCUGGACUAACUGAUUGAUAUUUAUUUUAUAAUUUUUUCAGGUUUGAAAAUAAAUGCUAUGCCUUUAGGUGACUUUUCUCUCUAGUUUGUUUUGAUAGAGUGGACCAAAAUCAACUUUGUUCAGAAGUUCGGAUACCAUACAAGGACUUGAAAAGAAUACACAAUUUUGUUAAUACCUUCUUGUUUGUGGUUUUUUUGUUGUUGGCAUUUUUGUUUAAAUUCACAGGCUAUUUGAAGUUAUUUACUUGGUUUCAUUCAGUGAUUCCCAUCCUCUUGAUGAAGGAAUUAUUAAACUAUGUUCUGUACAAAAUUAUCUACUUUCAUGUUUCAGUGGGUUGUUUUGAAGGACUGUUCUUUACUUCUCUGUGUUGCAGACUAUUUUAUAAUAAAGUGCCUGGUUAAUUGCAAUAACACA
Messenger RNA from Neopelma chrysocephalum (saffron-crested tyrant-manakin), 4607 nucleotides. RefSeq names its product telomerase reverse transcriptase (gene TERT). Gene Ontology annotation, molecular function: telomeric repeat DNA binding; telomerase RNA binding. Gene Ontology annotation, biological process: telomere maintenance via telomerase. The coding region runs from base 255 to 4202 and encodes 1315 amino acids. NCBI's taxonomy places the organism in Eukaryota, Metazoa, Chordata, Aves, Passeriformes, Pipridae. The record is from RefSeq and is a predicted model, not a curated record. Gene Ontology annotation, cellular component: telomerase catalytic core complex. The transcript is spliced from 16 exons.